AUGGGGAUAAAAAUUAUAAUUUAUAUAUUUUUUCUAGUAUGGGCGAAAUGCGUGGGGGGGUCUGUUAAUUUUACCGGGUUUGAUAACAAGAAUAUGAUAGGUAAGCACCUGGAACUCGAAAGGAGGUAUAAAAAGGAAUAUAUAGAUACGUUAUUUUUAGAAGAAUUAAGAAAACACAAUUAUAUGAAUAACAAUGUUAUAAUAUUAAGUACGUCAAGACAUUAUUUUAAUUAUAGACAUACCACUAAUUUAUUGAUUGCAUAUAAAUAUGUUAAAGAUUUAGGUGAUACGAUGGAUAAGAAUAUUUUAUUGAUGAUUCCAUUUGAUCAAGCUUGUGAUUGUAGGAAUAUAAGAGAAGGUCAUAUAUUUCGAGAAUAUGAAUUAUUUCCUAGUACUCAUAAUAAAGAACCAAAAAUAGAAAAUAUAAAUUUAUAUGAGAAUUUAAAUAUUGAUUAUAAAAAUAAUAAUGUACGAGAUGAACAAAUUAGAAGAGUACUUCGACAUAGAUAUGAUGCUUUUACACCUAAAAAAAAUAGAUUAUAUAGUAAUGGUAAUAAUGAGAAAAAUUUAUUUCUUUAUAUGACUGGACAUGGUGGUUUGAAUUUUUUAAAAAUUCAAGAAUUUAAUAUUAUUAGUUCUUCUGAAUUUAAUAUAUAUAUACAAGAAUUACUUAUCAAAAAUCUUUAUAAAUAUAUAUUCGUAAUUAUUGAUACGUGUCAAGGAUAUAGUUUUUAUGAUGAUGUACUAAAUUUUGUGUAUAAAAAAAAAAUUAAUAAUAUUUUCUUUUUAUCAUCUUCUAAAAGAAAUGAAAAUAGUUAUAGCUUAUAUUCUAGUAGUUAUUUAAGUGUUUCAACUGUCGACAGAUUUACAUACCAUUUUUUUAAUUAUCUUGAACAAAUACAUAAAAUAUAUGAAAAAGAACCAUAUAAAAAUAUAAAAGCCUUUUCAUUAUAUAACAUUUUAAAUUAUUUAAAAACACAACAUAUUAUGUCAGAACCUACUACAAAUAAUUCUAAAUUUAAUUCGUCCAUUUUUUUACAUGAUAAAAAUAUUCUUUUUUUCAAUUCUAAUUUGUUAAUUAUACAUAAAGAUGAUAUUUCUAUAUAUCAAGAUAAACAAACACACAAUCACAAAUAUAUAUGUUUGGCUAAUCUAUCCAAAUGUGGUCAUAUAAAAAAUUAUGUAUAUAAAAAAAUGCAAACUCUAUAUGAACAAACGUUAUAUUAUAAUAAUCAACAGAAUUCCUUUUCUAAUGAUAUCUCUUAUUUUACAGAUUAUUUUUUUACAUAUGAUAUAUCUAAUAUAUAUAAUAUAUAUUCCUUUCUUAUAUUCUUGCUCUCUUUAUUUUUUAUUAUGUGUUCUCUUCUUACAUAUUAUAUUGUUUUUUUUACAGAAAAGGGUAAAAUGACAUAA
Messenger RNA from Plasmodium reichenowi, 1413 nucleotides. RefSeq names its product GPI8p transamidase. Gene Ontology annotation, cellular component: GPI-anchor transamidase complex. Lineage: Eukaryota; Apicomplexa; Aconoidasida; Haemosporida; Plasmodiidae. The record is from RefSeq and is a predicted model, not a curated record. Gene Ontology annotation, biological process: protein localization to cell surface; attachment of GPI anchor to protein; proteolysis. The coding region runs from base 1 to 1413 and encodes 470 amino acids. Gene Ontology annotation, molecular function: GPI-anchor transamidase activity. The transcript has a single exon.